Molecule: messenger RNA, 1836 nt
Organism: Trichomonas vaginalis G3
Lineage: Eukaryota; Parabasalia; Trichomonadida; Trichomonadidae
Product: structural maintenance of chromosomes protein 2 family
Exons: 1
Coding region: 1-1836 (611 amino acids)
Source: RefSeq, a predicted model, not a curated record
AUGUUGAUGUAUCAGAUACAGGAACAGAGUAGAGAGAUUUCGAAGUUGAAGAAACAGUUGAAUAAGUUGGAGAAAGACAAAGAAAAUGCAGAUGCUGCAUUUAAGACAGCAAUGGACAGAGUUCAUGAAUUGGAAGAAGAAAACACAUUGAUGAAGCACAAGAUUGAUUCCGAUGGUGUCAAAGAAGACAAACCAUCAUUAGAAGAAAUGAAAGGAAAAAUUGAUUUGUUGGAAUACGAAAACUCCAAGUUGCAACAACAGGUUUCUUCACAACCAUCAACACCAGUACAACAAAAGAAUGAUUUCGCAGAAAACAUCGAAGAACAGAUCCAACAAAAAGAUUCCGAAAUAGAAAAACUCAAAGAAGAACUCGCAGAUGCAAAAGAAGACCUCAAAUAUGCUUUGGCAAAAUUGGAUGAUGCAAACACUUCAUUAACCUUAAAUAGUUCACAGACUAAAGAUGAGGAAGAAGAUGAUUUGGAGUCAUUGAAGUCACAAGUAAAUGAACUCGAAGAACAAAGAGAUUUCUAUAUCAAGAAAUCAGAAAAUUUGGAAGAAAAAGUUAAAGAAUUGACACGGAAAGUGACAAACUUUAAACCACAAAUUGAAGAAACCAAGACACCUAAAUCGAACAUAGAAGACAAAUACCAGAACUUGCAGACAGUUAAUAAAGGAUUGGCUGAAGAAAUCUCUGCAAAAGAAAAACAAAUUGAUUUGUUGAAUUCGCAAAUAAAGAACAAAGAAGAACAAAUCAAACAAAACGAAUCAGAGAUCAAUAAACUCUUCGUAGAAAAGAAUGAUCUCAAGAUUAAACUCCAACAAUCUUCUGAUGAAUUGGCUGCUUUCAAACGUGAAAGAAGUGAAGUGAAAAGAGAAAAAGAUGAAGCCGUCAAAAAGUGCCAAGAUUUAGAAAAAGUUUUAGCUGUUUCAUAUGAACAAGACGACAAAAUCCAAGAGCUUGAGAGAGAGAACCAGAAACUGAAUGAACAGUAUUUGUUUGCUGCAGAUCAAUGCAAAGAUUCCAACAAACAAAGGGAUGAAUUGCAAAAAGAAAACAAGGAAUUGAUUGAGAAAAUCAACAACUUGGAAAAUGAUUUGUUGCAAGCUGAGAAAGAACUCGAUGAAUUAACCGAUGAAAAAGAGAAACUCGAGGAAGAACUUUCCCAAGCUAAAAAAGAUUUGUCGCAAUCAAAGAGACAACUCCAAGAAUCAAAAGAUGAUUUGUUCCAAAUCAAAAAGCAAAUGGCUGAAAAGGAAAGAACAAUCAGCGAACAAUCAGUGUCUAUUGAAGAUUUAGGAAACCAGAAUGACAAACUCAAUGAAGAAAUCGAAGAAAUUCAAAAAGAAAAAGAUGAAAAUGAAGAAAAAUUGAAAGAUUUGCAAGAAAAGUUGAAAAUUGCACAGAGUAAGGCUGAUUCAUUGAAAUCGCAGAACAACCAAUUGAUAAAGGAUAGAGAUAACUUGCAGAACCAAUUAAACGAGUUCCUUCUCGACGGAGGAAAAAUUGAUGAAAAAUUGGUGUCAGAAAACAAACAAUUGGCAGAAAAAGUCCAAAUUCUUCAGGCACACGCCAUCAAGAAUAUCGAAGGAGGAAGCAGAGUUUCCGCUAAAGCAGAGGAAGAUCCAGCAUUAGAAAGGAAAGUUGAAUCUCUCCAGGUUUCGUUGGAUGGUGCAAACAAACAAAUCCAAGAAUUGCAGAAGAAGAAUAACGAAUUGAACGAAUUGAAUGGAGUUUUGAGGAGUAAAUUGAGUAACGCAAUCAAGGAGAAAACACUCUUGGAGUUCAAGAAUGACCCUGAUUUCGGUGGAAAUAAUAAUCCACCAUUUAAGUUUUAA